AUGAGUGGUCCCCCCGCAGACACUUAUACCGUAAAGGUAGACCUUCAAAGAUCAAGACACCCCGGUCUAAUCACCAACAAUGAUGAUCACCCUCUAACCAACGGCCAUCUCACGAAUGGCUACCAUGGCGAUGAAGGCACCAUAGUGCAAAUGCACUUACCAGCCCACAGAGCCGCAACCAGUAGUUCUGGUCAACCCUCCACCCACACCACAACCCCAGGAGCAGGAGGAGGAACAGGAACAGGAACAGGGGGAGUCACUACCCCAAACCAGACCUACGUCACUGGAACAACCAUCAACGGCACCCAUAUCAGAGACAUUACCAUAAACGGCACCCACAUAACCGGGACCACCAUCUCGGGAACUCACAUCAGCGAAAUCACAAUCAACGGUACCAACAUCAUUCAAACAACCAUCAAUGGGGUUCCCAUCAGCACUAGCGGCACAACCAUCAACAGAACUCACAACAACAACAACAACAACAACCUGAACGGUACAUCUGCCAUCUCGAGAACUGCACCUCCUGUCGUCGACGAACAUGAAGCCGAAGCGGAAGCAGCUUUCGCAUCCACAGUCGCAGCAAGUGUAAUCACCUCCAACUCUAGAGGUAGUAACGAGCGUGAAACUGCGGUUGCCAUUGACGGACGAGCUGGAUCCACCAGUCUUGACACUGGAAUAACCAUUGUUUAUCCUAGAGCAAUGUUCGACAUCAAUCCGACUAGUCUUGGAGAUCUUUUGAGGAGGGAGUUUGGAGAUCCUUGGGAAAGAAAUCCGCCUGUUUGGGAGAUUGAGGUGAGUACCUACCUACCUACCUACCUACCCGGACCUGAGGUUUUGGAGAUCAAAGGGGUGGCUAAGAUGGAGAGAGAAAAGAGUGAGAGAGCUAUCUGAGAGUGGAGGGGAAGGUGCUUCAGAAUGGGAAUUUCAAGGUCACUGCGCCGAGGGCGUUGACGGGUGAGGAGGUUCUGUCUUGUGAAGGUUUUUGAACAAGUGGCAGUGUUGGACUGUUGGAAAUUCGGAGCAAUUGGGAUA
Messenger RNA from Neurospora hispaniola, 1032 nucleotides. RefSeq lists its product as uncharacterized. The coding region runs from base 1 to 891 and encodes 296 amino acids. The record is from RefSeq and is a predicted model, not a curated record. Lineage: Eukaryota; Fungi; Ascomycota; Sordariomycetes; Sordariales; Sordariaceae. The transcript has a single exon.